AACUAAUCAAUAGACUUGUCUUUUGCAAUUUAGUCAAAGAUUAUUGAUUGUUUGUCAAAGUAUAGUUGACUUAAUUAGCUCGCCAGUGCUAACAGAUCCUAAACCUAAACAGCAGCGUCACACAUCAUUGGAGGCCUCAAGCUCCGUCUGACAGAUGUCUAGAUAUUUACCAGGCAUAUUAGAUUGUUAAUCUGAAAUGUAUUAGUUAGGUUUGAUUCAAACGAUUCAUAAAUUCAUCCUGUUCCUCUGACUCAGCGUAACGUGCUACGUGAGUCCCUUAUUAUGGCCACUGGAAGUCAUGUUGGAAGUAAUACAGACGUCCACAGGCUCAAGCAGGCCCAGCCCCAUGAUCUUCUCAAACGUAUGGUUUGUUCUGGAGAUGAGAAGAACAUGAGGGAGGUGGAUUAUUCACUUAAGGACGAAACCGAUCAAGAGAGAUUUCCAGUGGGCCGUUGUGUGCACAAAUACAGCAAAGCGAAGCGAGCAGUGGUUAGCAAGAAGAAAACGCGUCACUCUGGGGUGGGAUCAAGAGCAUGUCGGAGAUCGCCCACUGCAAGCAGGACAUCUGACAUGGCAAACAAAGAAAAUGAACUGACUUGUGCUGAUGACGUGCAGGCUAUUCUUUACAGUGACAACUGUGGGUUCCCUGUGAACUCAACAGACGCCUCAAAAAUGGCAGGAGCUGGCUCCAAAUACAGUGAUUAUUUCACUGAGUUAUCAAAGGACCAUGAAGCAAUGACUCAUGUGCUCUUUGGAAGAAAUCUGAGACUGAAUGUUGCUUUGACUCUUUGGCGGAAAAACGCAAGUGAACUAGUGGCAUACUUGAACAGAAUACAAGACACAGGGGUGCUUGUUGACUGUUUGCCUGUUCUUACUAAAAGUUUCUCCCUCUAUAGUCUUCAGGAAGAACAGCCAUGUAUUUCAAUAGGCUGUUGUGUUGACCUUUUACCACAAGUGAGAGUGAUUCUUAACACUAAAUAUGAAGAACACCUCAUUGUAGCUUUACACUGGGUUCAAUCUAUCAUUAAAAAAUGGUGGUCUGAGCUCUCCACAAACAACAAAAGCUUGCAUGAUGGCUUUUCAAAUGACAGAAGGAAUGUUCAGGCAAUGAAGACGAUGCUUCUUGAACUGUGGGAGGGGAAGAGACACUUAAGCUCGGUUCCAGGAACUGUAGGAGAAACAGCAAAGAUUAUAGAAUCAUAUGUGUCACAACUGCGCUGAUGUAUCAUUGUAGCACACUAUGGAGAUAACCACUACAAACCCUUGGUACAUUUUAAGCUUUUGAUUGGCUUGGAGCUGGUGCAUCUGAAGUUCAAUAGGCUGUGGUGAAUUGGGGAUAGAUGAACUGAACAAUUCAGACACUCCUGAUUUCAGCUCUGGAGGAGGACCUCUUCCUGCAGGCACUGAAUGACUGCUUCACAUUGAAGUGGACUUGCUUAGGGGCACAUAAUCAACUCCAUGAGACUCUCUGGAAUCGGGCAACUCACUGAAGUGCCAAGCAGAAGUUUUAACUGUUGCACUUGUAGUGCCAUGGUGUGAAUCUGCUUAAGUGGAUGUGAUUGUGUAAGUGUACAUUUAUCAGAUGUUUUUUUUCAGUCAUGCACUUGAAUUGCAGGAGUUUUAAGUUAUUAGUGUGUUGUUGUCCAUUGCCUGAUCAUGAGUGGAUAUUUGAGUGUAAUGUGUACAUAGUGAUUUUUCUUUUAAUCAGCUUUCAAAUAAAUCUACAUAAACUAAAUGUUUUUUGAUGUUUAUAUGAAUAUGUACAUUUUAUUUACAUGUUGACUAAGAUAAAAAUGACCAUAACAAAAUGUGCAUGCACAACCCCAAUCAAA
Messenger RNA from Onychostoma macrolepis, 1832 nucleotides. It is a transcript of the gene katnbl1, whose product is annotated as katanin p80 subunit B-like 1. Gene Ontology annotation, cellular component: nucleolus. Gene Ontology annotation, molecular function: microtubule binding. The record is from RefSeq and is a predicted model, not a curated record. Lineage: Eukaryota; Metazoa; Chordata; Actinopteri; Cypriniformes; Cyprinidae. Bases 283 to 1221 code for a protein of 312 amino acids. The transcript has 10 exons.